AUGGCACGGGCCGGGGAGAAUACCGCACCCCGGCACUGGCCUCCAGCCCCCUACACGCCCCCACGCUCAGUGCGUGGGGGUUUUCAGGGGCCCCGGAUCUCCGACGCUCCAGGUACCACCACGGGUGCCGCCACGCGGGAGGCCCCACGGACGGUUGGGGUGUCAGGGGUGGCCCGUCCCCCCUCCGUCUUGCCCGCCGUGGUGACCAGCAGCACACUUCCUCCGCCAGGGCAGACCCCCGCUAGAACGCGGGGGCCAUCGCAGGAGUCCCCCCGGCUGGGGACAACGAGGGUCGUGACUCCCUCGAAGGCCCUUUCGUCCGAGGGACUGCCGCCGCAGGCCAGGGGAGAAAGACACCCCCGACCCCAGCGACAGCCCCCCGCCUCCGGCCUCCCGGACCCCGACCUGGGAAUACGUCCCAGCGGCUCCGAAGGGCCCCAGCCCGCCGAGCUCCGCCUCGGAAACGUCCGAGCGGCCCCGGCGGUCUGUCACCUCUACGGACGGGCGGAGCCGGCCCCCCAUGCCAGGACGCACGUCCUAAAAGGACGUCGCCCCGAGACACAGGGGGUAACGGCCCGCAUUGUCCGUUGCCAGACCCACGUAACUGUGGGCCCGGCCCCUCACUGUCCGCCCACCCGGCGACCCGCACCACGUACGGUUCCGCCGCCAGGGUCGGACCCUUCCCCGCCGCCGAGACAGGACCACGUCCAGCCAAGCGACGGGAGAGCCACCCUCCGCAACUCUGCCGGAGCACCGGCGUGCAAUGAGUUGCGGAGGGUCUAG
Molecule: messenger RNA, 783 nt
Organism: Vollenhovia emeryi
Lineage: Eukaryota; Metazoa; Arthropoda; Insecta; Hymenoptera; Formicidae
Product: formin-like protein 5
Exons: 1
Coding region: 1-783 (260 amino acids)
Source: RefSeq, a predicted model, not a curated record